Penicillium malachiteum is the source of this 1668-nucleotide messenger RNA. RefSeq names its product carboxylesterase/lipase family protein. The transcript has a single exon. The coding region runs from base 1 to 1668 and encodes 555 amino acids. The record is from RefSeq and is a predicted model, not a curated record. NCBI's taxonomy places the organism in Eukaryota, Fungi, Ascomycota, Eurotiomycetes, Eurotiales, Aspergillaceae.
AUGAAUCUUCUUCCAAUUUUUGCCGCAGCCGCGGCCCUUCCGGCCCUGGCAGCCGCUUCAUCCAAACUCCCCAUCAUCGAGACCACCGGUGGUCGUGUCUUGGGUGCUGAAUCACCUUUUCGUGAGAAUGUGACUGUUUAUAAGGGCAUCCCUUUCGCCGCUCCACCUACUGGAAAGAACCGCUGGACGCCUCCUAAAUCCGCAACACCUUGGAGUGAUGUUUUGAACGCAACCAGUUUCAGUCCUUCUUGUGCCCAGAGUUCUGGCUCUGCUUCUGUCCUGGCCAGCGGUAAAAGUCUGACCAGCGAGGACUGCCUGUACCUGAACAUCUGGACUCCCACCUACAAGACCAAGGCCGAAAUUGCAGAGGCGAACCUGCCGGUGUUUUUGUGGAUCUACGGUGGACGCUUCGUUGGUGGUUCCGGCGAUGUCAUCACCUACGACGGGACUGGUCUCGCUUCUAAAGACAUCAUUGUUGUUACUAUUAACUACCGUCUUGGCCCCUUUGGUUACCUCGCUCACCCUGAGCUUUCCGCCGUUUCUGGCCACAACAGCUCUGGCAACUACGGAAUUCUUGACCAGCAGUUUGCUCUGAGAUGGGUGGUAGACAACAUUGCCCAGUUUGGUGGAAACAGCAGUCAAAUUACCGUUGGUGGUCAGUCUGCUGGAUCUGCUAGUGCUUUGGAUGUUAUGUGGAGUCCUCUUGUCAAUGGGCUUGCUCAGGGUGUUAUUGCUGAGAGCGGUGCUCGUGGACCCCACGAUCCUGUUACUGGUAGUGCUGCUACGAGCUACCGUACUAAGUGCGCUGCUGAACGCCAAGGUGUCCGAUUCCUCAAGACCAUGAACGUUACCUCAAUUGAUGAACUGCGUAACGUUUCAAUGGAGGCUCUUCUUGAGUAUGACAGUCUUGAUGAUACUACUUUUGCGAACACCCAGUUCGAAAACCUUACAAGUGGCGCGUUUAUGGAGCCUCCUAUGUGGCGUCCUAACAUUGAUGGCUAUGUGCUCCGUCAUACAUACGGACAAGCUCUUCGCCUCAAUGCCCACGCUGAUAUCCCAAUUCUCACCGGUAACAACAAGGAUGAAUCUGGCGCCGAGACCGACCCUGGCCUUACCCUGGAAUCUUUCCGUACUUUGUAUGGAGGCAUGUUUGGUGACGAAUUCAAGGAUGAAUUUUUCAAGCUCUACCCUGCAUCCAAUACCAGCGAAGCAAACCAGAUGAGCAAUGAGCUAUUCCGUGAUCUUAGCCGUGUUGGAACCUGGAACUGGGCUGUGGACUGGAAGAAUGGUGGCGCUAAGAGCGAUGUCUAUUCUUACUACUUCGACCAUUACCCCGCUGAAGAUAAGUCCGAGGGUGCCUACCACGGAUCAGAGCUGUGGUAUACCUUCAACAACAUCCCUUACGCCGACUACUCCAGUGCCAACUGGACCCAGAAGGACAUUGAAGUUGAAUACCACAUGUCGAACUACUGGGCCAAUUUCAUCCGCACUGGUAACCCCAAUGAGGGCAGCGAGGCUGGUGUGAACCUACCCUAUUUCCCUCCCACUGUUGAGGAAAAGAAGAAGUGCAUGUGGUUGGGUAACUCUUGGGGCAAUGGCCCUCUUAGUGCAACUGAGGCGCGCAUUGAGUUCAUCAAGCGAUGGGAAGCUACUCUGCAGGAAUGGUGA